This is a messenger RNA of Purpureocillium lilacinum, 912 nucleotides long. RefSeq lists its product as uncharacterized. Lineage: Eukaryota; Fungi; Ascomycota; Sordariomycetes; Hypocreales; Ophiocordycipitaceae. Gene Ontology annotation, molecular function: aldose reductase (NADPH) activity. Gene Ontology annotation, cellular component: cytosol. The record is from RefSeq and is a predicted model, not a curated record.
AUGACUUCGCCCGCGGCAGCCACCGGCCCGCAGACGUCAAGCCUCAUCAUCGGCAACGCCUUGUCCAUCCCGAAGCUCAUCUAUGGCACAGCCUGGAAGAAGGAGCGCACUGCCGACCUGGUCUAUGCCGCGCUCAAGACCGGCUUUCGCGCGGUCGAUACAGCCGCGCAGCCGAAGCACUACGACGAGCGCGGCGUUGGCGAGGGCAUCGGGCGCGCCAUCUGCGAGGGCAUCGUCAACCGCAAGGACCUCUUUAUCCAAACCAAGUUCACGCCACUCAAUUCUCAGAGCGAGACGCUCCCGUAUGACCGUUUCGCACCACUCGUCGACAUGGUGCACCAAUCCGUCCAGUCGUCCCUCAAAAACUUCACUUUCGUUGGCCAGGAGCCGUACCUCGACGGCCUUAUCUUACACGGACCCAUGGAUACCAUAGAUGACACCAUGAUAGUGUGGAAGACGCUGGAGUCGUAUGCACCGCAUCGCAUCCGCCACCUCGGCCUCUCCAACACGACGCUAAGUACACUUGAAGCGGUCUACGCGCGUGCGUCGCUCAAGCCCGCGAUCGUGCAGAAUCGCUUCUGGAGCCGAACAGGCUUCGAAAGAGCACUGAGGUCCUACUGCCGCGAGAAUGACAUGGUGUUCCAGGCCUUCUGGACCAUAACCGCCAACAGGGAGCUCUUGGAAAGUGAACCAGUGCGCUUCGUCGCGCAAAACGCCGGCGUGGACGCCGUGGCGGCGUACUAUUCGCUGCUCGUCGCCUUGGGGAACCUGGCGGUGCUGGACGGGACAACGGACACGGCGCACAUGGCUGCGGACCUGGAGAUCGAAAAAGUCGGCUUGUGGGCUGACAAUGAAAACCGUGCCUGGUCGCAGACGCUGAAGACCUUCCAAGCCAUGCUAGGAGACCUGUAG